AUGAAUCCUCCCAGAGCUCCAGCUCCUUCAAGAUUUGUGCGUGGUCAUGCUAGAGGUGGUGGUGCUUAUCGACCCUAUUUCUUCUUUAAACGUAAUGGCCGAACAAUACCGGCACAUGGCCGUGGUGUAGGUAAUUCUCGUGCUAGAGGACGAGGCAGAGCAGCUGCUGCAAAAACUGCUACUACUAGCACCCUACCCAAUCGCUUGAACAAUGUGCCAACACCCUCAGCUUUAGCUUCAAGUUUCCUAAGACCACAAGUGUAUGUGGCACCCGAAGAUGUGCAACAGAAUACACAAUCUCUAGAAAUUGAAGUGCCCCCACCUCAUCCCGGUUGGCGUUUGUAUUUCUACAAGGAACCCUAUAGCGACACUAAUGCUUUGGUGCAAUGUAUUAGGCACAUGGAAAACCAUUUUAAGGAUCAUGUUGCGCAUUACGAUUUUUUGGACAUACAGAGGAAGGGUUAUUUCGAAUUGAAAGCCAAUGUAGUGAGCCAAGAUGAGAAUUUAAAAGAAAAUUGGCCUUCAUUAAUGCAAGAAUUGUCGCGAAGUCCUUUGAAAACUUUAGCCAUUAUUGGCAUAGCUAUGCAAACAUUAGCUUUUGCUGCGGCAAUCGAUCAGUCGUUGAGUCAACCUGCUUGUAGUGAAAUGAAAUAUAUACCAAAAGUCGUAAGGCCCCGUAAGAUUUAUGUGCGACCAACUGGUUUUAUAGCUGAGGGAGCUGUUGCUUGUAUAAGUUCACUGGAAUUAGAUCAGUUAUAUUGCGUUCGAGGUAGAGUAAAGGAAAUUGGACCAGUAGAUGCGGCUGCUUCUUGGGUGGCCUAUAAAUGUACACGGUGCAGACAAGAGCAAGCUAUUAAGCAGACGGGAUAUCAUCCUGCUCGCCCUACUGCUUGCAAACGUCAAGGCUGUUUAGCCAAACUAAACUUUACAGAAUUACGUUCCUCACCGUUUACACGCAUAACACCCAAACAAAUGAUACGUUUAACCGAGGCACGUUUGGACGUUGUCUAUGAUAUCGAUCAAGAUAACAACAAUUAUAUUGAUGUGGAACUAAAAUACGAUUUGGUAAACUCAAUACAUUUAGGACAGGAAAUUGUGGUGACGGGAGCUUUAAAAAUGCGACCCUUGCAAGAUGAGCGAAUGUUUGAUCAACCAUCUACAUCAAAGGCUGCCAUGGAGAUUUUUCUUAGAGCCGUUUCCAUAGUAGACGCCAAGUACUGUAAAUAUAAAUACACGGAAAAGGAUCUGGAAGCAAUAACCAUGAUCAAUGGAGAAGCGGAUAGUUUUAAAUUGUUGGUACACUCUUUGGCACCCGAGGUUCACGGUCAUGAAAUAGUUAAAGCUGGCGCUUUGUUAGCAUUGAUAGGAGGAUCUGGUUCACAAAUUCAUGAUGAGGAGGAGAUUAAUAUUUUGUUGGUGGGAGAUCCUGGAGUUGGCAAAAGUAAUAUUGUCCAACAAUGUAGUAAAAUUUCUCAAAAAGGUAGCCUAGUGCAGACCAAACGAUACAAUACAACUACUGCAACAAAACUUACUCAUGCUAUAAGAGGUCGUAAUAAAAUUACUCUAGAAUCAGGGGAAUUAUUUAACUCGACAUAUGGCCAUUGCUGUAUAGAUGACAUAGAUCGCCUGGCUAGCCAACAGGAAUCUUUAAUUAAUGUUUUACAAUCAAAACUGUCCUGCUUGUCUUUAUCCUCGCUUUGCACUACAUUGCAUACACCCACUUCGGUAAUAGCUACAGCCAAUACCGUGAGUGGCCAUUACGAUCAAUCGAAAUUAUUAACAGAAAAUAUACACAUAAAUCCCUCACUAUUAAGUGAAUUUCACUUGGUAUUUGUAAUGUUGGACAAACCCAACAAAGACAUGGAUACCUCUCUAACUGAACAUGUAAGAGCUUUACAUGCUGGCAUUAAAAGGAAUUCGGUCAUAAGCAAUAAAUUCGAGCAAAAACCUAAACUCAAUAAUUCCACGAGUAUGACUGUUGAUUAUGACUUGGACAAAAUGGAUUUAGAUGAGGAUUACAAUGUAGGUUUAAGACUUAAAUUAAAUCCUAUAGAAGAAUUGGAAAUGGAUUUAUUGCCUACCAUAUUGCUGAAAAAGUUUAUAGCCUACUCCCGCCAACAAGUUCAACCUUUAUUUGUAGCCGAAUCGGCUGAGGAAUUAAAAAAGUUUUAUCUAGAACUAAGACAACAAUCGGCCAAUUCUCCCACACCCAUAUCUUCCGGUCAUUUAGCUGGCCUUAUGCGUUUAUGUCAAGCCCGUGCCCGCAUAGAUUUCUCCAGUGAGGUCACCACACUCCAUGUACGCGACGUGAUAUCUCUGGUAAGACAAAGUAAUGCCGAUAUGGCUUUGGGAGAUUAUGUCGAUACAAAUGCAGCCACUGGCAUCUCAACGGGCAGAGGAGUUGCGGGUAGUCAAGCAAAUUUGCGAAAAUUCAUACAAAUGUUGCAAAUGCGCUCCAGUGCUUUGGCGCGUCGCAUAUUUGAGUUUGAUGAACUAAAAGAUAUGGCCCGCCGGGUGGGUAUACAGUGUGGUGUAACAAAUUUAAUAGAUAUAGUCAAUUUACAGGGUAUAUUAUUGAAAAAGGGUCCAAAUAUGUAUGAAGUAAUGAUGGAUUAAUAAGAAUAAGAACACAUAUAGUUUUUUUGGUUUUUAUUACUUUAUUGAAUUUUUUUUUUGUUACUUUUUUUUUAAUUUUCUUGUAAGUAUCCAUGUAUUUCAAGUAUUCGUUUACUUGAAGUUUUUCCUAAAACUUAUGUAUUAAAUAUGUAUUAAUAUAUAGAUUUUAGUUUUAUUUAAAUUUAUUUAAUAAUAUUUAUGAA
Molecule: messenger RNA, 2819 nt
Organism: Calliphora vicina (urban bluebottle blowfly)
Lineage: Eukaryota; Metazoa; Arthropoda; Insecta; Diptera; Calliphoridae
Gene: rec
Product: recombination-defective
Exons: 5
Coding region: 1-2616 (871 amino acids)
Cellular component (GO): MCM complex; nucleus
Molecular function (GO): single-stranded DNA binding; single-stranded DNA helicase activity; ATP binding
Source: RefSeq, a predicted model, not a curated record